This is a messenger RNA of Betta splendens (Siamese fighting fish), 1936 nucleotides long. It is a transcript of the gene ncf1, whose product is annotated as neutrophil cytosolic factor 1. The record is from RefSeq and is a predicted model, not a curated record. The coding region runs from base 68 to 1393 and encodes 441 amino acids. The transcript has 11 exons. Gene Ontology annotation, cellular component: cytoplasm; NADPH oxidase complex. Gene Ontology annotation, molecular function: superoxide-generating NADPH oxidase activator activity; protein binding; phosphatidylinositol binding. NCBI's taxonomy places the organism in Eukaryota, Metazoa, Chordata, Actinopteri, Anabantiformes, Osphronemidae. Gene Ontology annotation, biological process: superoxide anion generation; respiratory burst.
CUGCUGUAUAUAAGGCUCAUGUCUACUGAUUCUAACAUCAUCUGGACUCAGUCUGCUGUGGCUCAUCAUGGAGCAGAUCUAUGUCAGGCAUGUGGAGCUGCUGGGCUACGAGAAACGCAGCUUCCCAAGUCAGCACUAUGUUUACAGGCUGCUGGUGAAAUGGAGCGACCUCGCAGAGAAGCUGAUCUACAGGACGUAUCCUGAGAUCCACACCUUCCAUAAAUCACUGAAGGAAAUGUUUCCCAUUGAGGCUGGACAAAUAGAAAAGAGGGACAGAAUCAUUCCUUCACUACCAGCACCUCGUUGGAUCACCAGCACAAAGUCAGUGGAAAACAGUAAGAUCACCUUGUCUGAGUACAGCCACUCGCUUGUCAACCUGCCGCCUCACAUCUCGCGCUGCAAACUCCUCACGGACUUCUUCAGGGUUCGGCCCGAGGAUGAAAACCCGACUGCAGCAAACACACUGAAGAAGAAUGAGGCGUCUGUAGCGUCCAGUGAAUCGAGCAAAGGCAACGCAUCAGAGAUUUCCGGACCCAUCAUUUUGGACACCUACAGAGUGAUCGCCGACUUCGUCAAGACAUCGAAAAAUGAAAUCAAUCUGCGCGACGGUGACCUGGUGGAAAUAGUGGAGAAGAAUCAGAAUGGUUGGUGGUUCUGCCAGUGCGAGUCCAAAAACGGCUGGGUUCCGGCAUCCUACCUGGAGCCUCUGGACGGACCAGACGAGGCAGAGGACGCUGAGCCGGACUAUGAAGGAGAAAUGUACAUUACCAUCAGUGCCUACAAGGCAGAGCAGGGGGACGAGAUCACUCUGGACAUAGAUGAAACCACUGAGGUCAUCCACAAGCUGCUGGACGGGUGGUGGGUCGUCAGGUCUGCACAAAAGCCAUUUGAUGUCCUCCACUCUGAGAAUUUAUUCUUGGCUUAUAAUUGGUGUUUGUACAGAAAAGGAGAAGAAGUCGGCUACUUCCCCUCCAUGUUCCUGCAGAAAGGCGGAAAGAAAGACAGAUAUGAGGCAGAGAUCGCCAAAAUACGAGGACAGAAGCCACCACCUCGCAGAUCCACCAUCAGAAAUGCCAAGAGCAUCCACAAUAAGUCCCGGCAGCGGCUCACCCAGGACGCCUACCGCAGGAACAGCCGUCGGUACCUGCAGCAGAAGGGCGGCCGCCUCGAGCCGAGCAGGAACUCCAGAAACGCUGGAAAGCCUCCUCUGAGGGAGCGGAAGAACGAAGAUAACAUCCCCGAGGUGUCUGACUCCAGCUCAGAGAGCGAGCUCAAGAAGGAGGCUCCAGUGGUCCCUCCACGUCCGAGUCCAGAGCUCAUCAUGGAGCGCUGCACGGACAACACCUGCAAGAGAGUCAGCAUCCACGGGUCCCCCACCAGCUCCAGCAGCUAGUCGGCCCAUUCAUGGCCCCUUUUCCCACUGCACAAAGUCCAAACAAAUGCAGACGGACAGAGGAAGCCGGUGCACAUCUGUGCAAAAGUCAGAUUUCUGAAUAUCAUUAGCAUCUUUAAUAUUCCCCCUGACCCUUUUAAUAUGUAAUGCGAUGCUAAAAAUAGUGCUCAGGUCAUUCUGUGUUUUUCCUUUCUGUCAUUAUAUUCCAUUGAAAAACAAAACAAUGUGUUCCCCAGGCUCAUAUAAUGACAUCAAGACUUCUCUACAAAUGUGUGCUAUUUGGGUUUUAAUAACAUACAGAACAGCUCUUUAAAGUGUUUGCUUGUCAUGUUUGUUGCCAGAUACUCUCUAUUCCAGCUAAGUGAUAUCACAGCCGUGCUUGCAAUAUUCAUUUUAUUAUAUAACCUGAUUAAAAUUUUAAAAAUGGUUUGAUGCUUGUCUUCAUCGUCAUGGCAGUUUACAUAAGUUUGUUUUCUAAUUGCAUUCCUUUUUUAUUUAUUUGCUCAGUACAUUUUAACAACAAUAAAAAUAGAAUGUGAUGUG